Messenger RNA from Hibiscus syriacus, 771 nucleotides. RefSeq lists its product as uncharacterized. The transcript is spliced from 3 exons. Bases 17 to 484 code for a protein of 155 amino acids. The record is from RefSeq and is a predicted model, not a curated record. Lineage: Eukaryota; Viridiplantae; Streptophyta; Magnoliopsida; Malvales; Malvaceae.
GCUUGUUAAAGAUUCAAUGGCACUUUCCCUUUGUCGAACCAUAAUCAAGCUUACCCCAAUCCCCAAAACCUGCCCUUCCUCUUCUCGUCUCCUCUCCCUCCGCCUCCAAUCCAACCGACCCAACUUCUCCGACGCCGCAGAUCCCUCCUCCGAAGCCGAUCCCCACUCCGAUCCUCUCCUUCGGAGAUUCGAAGACGCCAUCCACCGGAUCAUCGUCCAACGUUCAGAGCCAGAUUGGCUUCCUUUCCUCCCCGGAUCUUCUUACUGGGUCCCGCCACCCACCGCUCAAUGUUAUGGCCUUACCCACCUCCUUGAUAAAUUGGCUAAUCCAUUGACUCCGGAGGACCCUAAUACCUCCAACUCAACUUCAACCACCCUCCGAGGUUGGCCUUCCUCCGACUAUUUCAUCAAAGGCAGAACCCCACAUCCAGCAGAGGUGGACAUGGCUUCAAAUAAUCCAAAAUCGGAGGAAGAGGAAGGAUGAAGAAUGCAAUAAUAUGGGGUGUAGAAAGGGUGUAAGAACACAUUGCUAACCUUUCCGUCAGAUUGGAGUUGUAUAGGUUUAAUGUAGUCUAGUGGAGUAUAAUAAAUUGUUUCUAAACUUUUCGCAGCUCAAAUGCAUUUCAUACCAAGUGUGUUGUAAUUCAUCUGAUUUAGCUUUGUUAUAUUUUGUUCUUGUGUAAAUUAUCAAAUCUUAUGAAUAUUGAUUGUAAAAUUUUAUCUUUAUGAUGUAUCUAUUAUCGAAGUAAAUUUGAAGCUUUCCUCUCGACA